AUGAAGUUCAUCAGAGAUACGGCACCCUCAAACGUCAAGGAGGGGAUGACUUCAGUCGAAGAGGAUGACUCGCAAGACGAGGAAGGAGCAAAAAGUUCAGCGGCCGCGCCUUUGGAUCCCCCCGCGACCUCGUCUUCUCGUGGCAACGGGAAGAAAGACCUCGAACGCUCCAACAACGGAAAAAAGAACAUUAGACCUCUGGCUGAUAAAAUGAAGAAGAAAGCGAGGCUAGUGAAAGUGGACGGAAACGGAACGCCGGACAUCUACGAGCUGGAGAAAUCAGUCGAAUUUCAAGAAGGGGAGUCGAGAGUAACCAAAUAUAACAUUGGACCUGCUCGUUGUGGGGCCGAAAUCGACCAAAAAGUACUUCUAGUAGUUGGGCAGACAGGAGCAGGUAAGACGACUAUGAUCAAUGGGCUGCCGAACUACAUCUACGGAGUUCGAUGGGAAGAUGACUUUCGGUUCCGGGUGGUCACGGAAAAAGGAGACGUGAAUCGUGAAGACAGAUCCCAGAGCCAGACGAAAGAGGUGACCGCUUAUUCCUUCAACUUCCAGGAGGGCAUGACGAUCUCGUACCAUCUCAUCGUUGUGGACACCCCUGGAUUUGGGGACUCCAAGGGUAUGAGCGAGGACGAAGAAAAUGUGAUCAAGGUCAGAGACGACUUUCUGUGA
Darwinula stevensoni is the source of this 672-nucleotide messenger RNA. Lineage: Eukaryota; Metazoa; Arthropoda; Ostracoda; Podocopida; Darwinulidae. The record is from the annotation of a GenBank genome assembly.